Molecule: messenger RNA, 750 nt
Organism: Penicillium daleae
Lineage: Eukaryota; Fungi; Ascomycota; Eurotiomycetes; Eurotiales; Aspergillaceae
Exons: 1
Coding region: 1-750 (249 amino acids)
Source: RefSeq, a predicted model, not a curated record
AUGACGGUCUCCUCUGAGGCCAUGACAGUUGUUGAAAGCAUUCUCCGUCGCUUCAAAGACCGCAGUGGUAACUUUUUCACGCACCUGGAGAUCCAGAUCAUAUUUUUCUGGCACACGUACCAAGCCAUGGCCGGGGAAACCAUGGAUGCAGCCGUGCCGAUGAUGAUCACUGGUGUAUUGACACCUCAUGCGACUGAUAUGGAGCUCCACGCUCGAGCCACAAAGGCUCUUCGCAAUGAGAAAGAUCGCGAUAAUCAAGCUCGAGCUUCUGAAUACAACGAAAUGACACGCCGGCUCACUGCCAACGGCGCUGAACUACGGCUAUGGGAUGCCUUGGCCCCUAGGACGAUGUUCUAUUUCAGGGCCGCGAAUUUUGCUGUUGCACAGAUACCACCUCUAUCAGCAUCGACACCUACCUCACCAGUUAGAGGAACUCUCAAUAGAACACCAGCGCAAAUCACUCAGAGCUUCGUCGUCCUUGGAGAAGCUUCUCCUACCCCGCCGAAUGCGAUGGAGGUUUCUCAAACGGACACGCGAGUAGAGCAGCUCGAGGAAGCGAAUUGUCUCCUUACAGAGAGACUUUUUUAUUUGGAAGAUGAACGAGCUCAGUUUCAAGAGGAAUGGGAAAUAAUGGGGCGCAAACUCAAUGGGUCGGAGGCAGAGAAUCGGCGCCUCAGGAAUGUAUUGGAAGCAUCUUUGCAAAUCUUUACGGAACCAUGGGAUGCACUCAAGGACGGUUAUGGAAGUUGA